Penicillium maclennaniae is the source of this 375-nucleotide messenger RNA. RefSeq names its product CVNH domain-containing protein. The record is from RefSeq and is a predicted model, not a curated record. NCBI's taxonomy places the organism in Eukaryota, Fungi, Ascomycota, Eurotiomycetes, Eurotiales, Aspergillaceae. The transcript is spliced from 3 exons. The coding region runs from base 1 to 375 and encodes 124 amino acids.
AUGCAAUUCUUCCUGAAGAACAUCGCCCUCUUCUCGCUUCUCGCGAUCGUGGUGUCUGCCGCAUCUAAAUUCGCCAACACUUGCCGCUCUAUUGAGGGCUAUGGCUCUGAGCUCACCGCUGAGUGCCAGGAAUUUGAGAAUGGCCAACUGCGCGAAACAAGCAUUGAUCUGAACCGGUGCCUCAAGAACCACAAGGGCUCCCUCCAGUGUGGAUCGAACGGGAACUACCAGGAUUCCUGCAUCAAUUGUGUCAUGAUCGGAUAUACCGAAUAUCAGUGCCAAUGCCGCAACGUUGACCAGAGCCACAGCUAUGUUCCCACAACGAUUGACUUGAACAAGUGCAUCAGCAACAACCACGGCGAGCUGAGCUGCUAG